Molecule: messenger RNA, 456 nt
Organism: Gongylonema pulchrum
Lineage: Eukaryota; Metazoa; Nematoda; Chromadorea; Rhabditida; Gongylonematidae
Source: the annotation of a GenBank genome assembly
GUGGUGUACCAGAGUGCAGUGCAGCUUGCAUACGCCGACCAGUUGCUCUCAGAUGUGCACAAAAAGUUCCGGGACAUGUACAAGAAUGUCUUCUCGGACAAUAAACUCUUCUUUUCCUGUACAAAUCGCACGUUCCAGCAGUUUGAUGAGAUCUUUCAAAACCUGUAUCGCGAUGCCCAGUUGCAGUCUAUCAGCCAAUCCGAAAAAGUGAUGCGAAAAUUUCAGGAGAGCGAAAAGUCCAAGAAAACGGUGGCAUCGAUGGUGGAGCGCCCGUCUGAACGGACAGCAAAAUUGCUUAAGGAGAAGAACGAGCAGCAGGAGCCGGCGACGAAACAGAGAGGGCCGGAAAAAGGUGCGCUAGCAGUAGCCAGGGAAAAUGAGACACCGCUAACGAAUGGCUACAGGUUGGUGGCUCAUUUUAGCUUAUUGCAAAUUAUUAUCACGCCACUCUUGUGA